AUGUCUUUCAGCCAGACUCCUGAGUACGCCUUGUAUAUGUUCACCGACGGCACCUACUUGGACGAGGACAUCCUCCCCUCUGCCGACGUCCCUCUCCCUUCGAUUGAGUGCACCGAAGACUUCUCGGCUAACUUCUUCGACUCGGCCUUUGGCAUUGAUUUCGACAAUGGAAACCUCCACUCUGAUAUGUCUGUUUGGCCUGUCGAUGGUCUGUUGGAGUGUAGUGACGACUGUCACGCUGAUCCCGUCGAUCUCACCUCCUCACCCCCUAAAGUGGUCGCUGAGUUACUACCGACUCCGUCUUCUCCUUCCUCUGAAAGCGCCAUUGAAGCUCUUUGGAGGCCCUUGAUAGGAUCAGAUACUAUCAAUGUUGCUCUGCCAGAUACUCCAACUCCCUCCCGUGCUCCCGCCAAGCAUCGUGCGCCCAAGGCGAAGAUCUCGAUGUCUGUCAAGACAACACAGAAGCCAAGGGUUACCAAAGCUAAGAAGAUCACGAAGCCUGGAAAGGCUCACAAGCGCACUGUUUCGGCGCCCUCCAGCGGACCUCGUAGUGUGCAAACACUCUACACCCUACCCUGGUCACAUCUUUCCCAAGAAGAGAAAGGCCUUCUCCUCCUCCCUCUUCUCCAAGGAAUCGACCCAAACACGGGUGAAAAGAUCGGUGAAGCUGGUAGCCUCCUUCCUCCGCCCUCUUUCGAGAUGGUCACCCACGACGUUUUCGGCACCGGCGAUGAUGGCACCAAUUUCAUGGACAAGCCUUCUCCCUUGUCGACAUCAAGUUCAACUACUACCAGCAUCGACCUCCCUGGCGAUGAUUUCGACCUCUCCGACAAGGAUAUCGUUGUCUUCCGCGCCUGCCAAGCUUUUAACAUCCAGCACGAAGCGCAGAAGAAGAACGCCCUCCCCACCGUUUCAGACUUCAGUUUCGACAUACCCGACUUCGAGUUCGACGAAACCAAUUGGGAUAUCUUCGAUAACUUUAUGCCUGCUACCCAGGGACUUGGUGGCCCCACUAGUAACGGCGUCGUUGGCAACUCAAUCCGAAAGGUUACGACUGCCAAUGACAAUAGCAAUACCGACAGCGCCUUGAAGCUACCUGACAUCAUGGGCACUGGGCUUGGUCAGAUGCCGGUUCCUUCCGGCGAGUAUGGACGGAAGCGCCAGCAAGAAGCUCUUGUACGCAACGCCAUGCUUCGUGCUGCUGGUCGGCGUCGGUAG
Molecule: messenger RNA, 1218 nt
Organism: Alternaria arborescens
Lineage: Eukaryota; Fungi; Ascomycota; Dothideomycetes; Pleosporales; Pleosporaceae
Exons: 1
Coding region: 1-1218 (405 amino acids)
Source: RefSeq, a predicted model, not a curated record